Molecule: messenger RNA, 1080 nt
Organism: Lachancea nothofagi CBS 11611
Lineage: Eukaryota; Fungi; Ascomycota; Saccharomycetes; Saccharomycetales; Saccharomycetaceae
Source: the annotation of a GenBank genome assembly
AUGUCAUCAGUUAAAGAUCAGUUUAGGUAUCUAGUGAGCCAGUCGGAGACUCAGAUCGGAUCUAGCAAGCUCAGACAGGAUUCCAAAAAGUUUCAAGAUCUUUUGAUUCAUAACAUUGCUCAGUUUUUGGAGCUGAAAACAGUCGUGUAUUCAAGGCUGGCGCUAUUCAGUGAUAAUGAAAGCCUCGAGGACCUCAGCACAGCUUCCAUGCCAUUACUGUCGAUCGAUUUUCAUCUUGCGUGGCUCAUCUCUCGAAAACAGGCUGUUCAACUGCAGGAUUCUAAAGAUCGAAAUGUUGUGCGGCUUAAAUUUCUACGCAAAGCAGUUCAAGUUUACAUGCAAUUCUUAGUAUCGCUGCAAAACUAUGAGAUACUCGAAACGGGGUUUGCAAAGAAAUUGGAUCGCAUAGAAAACGUUUACGAGCCCAAACUCGAAGAACUAUAUUCUCAGCCCUCUGACGCCAAAGAUUUGACUUCCGCACACCUGAAAAGGCAGCAAAAAAUCGAAGUGUAUCAGCAGAACAAGGAGAAUGAAGCGCAGAUUAAAUUACUAGACCUCAAGUACAACGAAAACUCCAGUAAUGAUGAGGUGUUAAGGGAUUUACAAAAAGCUCAACUGAGACAAACUGCGUACCGCGCAAUAAACGAAAUAGAACAAGUACUCUACGAGAUUGAGUUACUGUCAAAUUUUGUUGCAUCGCCAGAGACUCCUCCUAACUUCGAAGCGAAUCUUGAAAGCAAGGAUCCUCUUGCCUACACCGAAAAAGUAGAGGCUCUAAAUACUCCCCUCAUCUCCAAGGCAGGCAAAGUGCUCCGCAAUUUCACAUUGGUUGACAAUAAGUCACGGAUGAAGCAGAAAGUUUUUGGAUAUGGCCAAUACGGACCAACAAUGUCAGUGGAAGAGUUUUUGGAAAAUGAAUUUGAAAGUGGUCGUGUGCUGCAAGGCGGAGAAGAACCAACUCCAGAGCAGGAUGAAGACAACGAAGAAUGGCAGGAUCGCGAAACUUACAAGGCCAGAGAAUGGGACGAGUUUAAGGAAGCAAACGCUAGAGGAAGCGGUAACACUCUAAACCGGGGAUAG